Molecule: messenger RNA, 1893 nt
Organism: Phytophthora infestans T30-4
Lineage: Eukaryota; Oomycota; Peronosporomycetes; Peronosporales; Peronosporaceae
Product: ubulin-tyrosine ligase-like protein
Exons: 4
Coding region: 13-1893 (626 amino acids)
Biological process (GO): protein modification process
Source: RefSeq, a predicted model, not a curated record
GCAUUCGCAACGAUGGAGCAAGAGAUGGAAGCAUUCCUACAGCAGCACCAGGCGCAACUGGUGGCGGCGCAAGUACCCGAGUACCUGUGGCCUGUAGCGUACUACAAACUCAAGAAUGAGGUGUUUGAUGCCGGCAACUAUUUUUUCCUUGCUCGCGAUGAAGAUGGAGACUUGCACGCCGUUGUGCGCGAUGACGUGGACUUGGCACCCGUGCAACCUGACGCGGACGAGGCUCUUUUCUUGGUAGACCACGCUUGGACAUUUACUGUUGACAAGGUGCGCGAGCAGCUGGAGGCUGUGCCACCGCUUCUCGAACGCAUGGUGAACCUUAUGCAAUUGGAUGGAACCGCUGGUCUCUCCAAGGAGGAACGCGUGGCUGCUGUCACUGACCGUGUGUGGCGCUACGCCAACACAUAUCGUCUUGGCAGCGCGAAACCUGAGGACUCCUCCACGAUCUGGUAUGUGAUGGAUGAGGUUGGAUCAGCCAUUGAGCACGGAGACGAGCCCAACGUGCGCAUGGCACCGUUCUACUUCGGUCCGUCACAGUGCGCGUUCUCCCUAGUUUGGACUGUUCAGUCUAUCGAAGGCGGCGACUUCCUGUCGCGUGACUACUUCCCCGAGUAUGCAGCAGAAGUAGCCAUGCAUACAGCACUACUCGCUGCGCUAUUCUACCAGCCUGGUAAUGCUGACAGUCCGUAUGUGGACCAGCUGCUGGAGAUUGCUAAUGGCCGCAAACAGAACUACACGCUCGCAAGCGCUCGCGGAAAGUUCCACGCCAUCGUCAGCCACGACUCGGAGACACUUCCAGAUCCAGCGACUACCACGACAUCGGUCCCGCUUUCCACUGUCGUGGCAGGGUCAGACCCGCUUCGUGUGUGCUCCGACUUGCAAUUGGUGCACGACAACUUGACUCAUCCACGCUUUACGCUGGUGGACAAUGAGGAUGAGGCUCAAGUUGUGUGGUCAACUCGUCAUCUCAAAGACUUCCCCAAGUACACGACGAACGGGAACGUACAGAUCAUCAACCAGUUCCCGAACAAAAAGAUCCUCACGUGCAAAGAUCUGCUCUACGAAAUGUGCAAGCUGCAAAAUGAAGUUGUGCAGCCUGACUGGCUCGCGGAGACGUACAACAUGACUAGUGAGUUCCCUGAGCUUAUCGCACAGUUCCUCCGACGCGACCUGGCUGCUCACGAGAACGGAGACGACGAUGACGAGGCGAACCACUGGAUCUGCAAGCCGUGGAACAUGGCGCGUUCCAUUGACACGUGCAUCGCGCAGAAUGCGGCGCACCUCGCGCGUCUGACCGAAACGGGAUCCAAGAUCGCAUGCAAGUACAUCCACCGUCCGUUGUUGAUCGACCAACGCAAGUUUGACUUGCGCUUCCUAGUGAUGGUCAAGUCCACGAAGCCUUUAGAGCUCUACUUGAGUGGAGUGUACUGGCUUCGUAUUUCCAACAAGGAGUUCACGAUGGACAAUUUCCAGGACUUUGAGACCCACUUUACCAACUCGGACUUCGCUGUUCGUAUCAUGGACAACGCUGAGUUCGUCGAGCGGUUCGACAAUGAGUAUCCGAGCGAGGAUUGGUCCAUGGUGUACGCCGAGAUCUGCUCGACUAUUAAGAAGCUGUUUGAAUGCGCUACCGCUCAAUAUCCUCCGCUUGGUCUGGGCCGUUGCACGAAGUCGCGUGCGCUGUACGGCGUGGACGUCAUGCUGUCGUGGGAAGCUGACGAGGAGACUGGUGACGAGCGUCUGUGUCCGAUUAUCCUGGACACCAACUCCCAACCGGACUGCACGCGUGCUUGCAAGUACUUCCCGCAUUUCUACAACGAUCUCAUGAACGUUCUGGUACUCGACCGUCCCGACGAGACUGUCCACGGCUGCACGCGUCUUUAA